This is a messenger RNA of Salvia miltiorrhiza (redroot sage), 1644 nucleotides long. Its product is annotated as multisite-specific tRNA:(cytosine-C(5))-methyltransferase trm4b. Lineage: Eukaryota; Viridiplantae; Streptophyta; Magnoliopsida; Lamiales; Lamiaceae. Gene Ontology annotation, molecular function: methyltransferase activity. The record is from RefSeq and is a predicted model, not a curated record. The transcript has 9 exons. The coding region runs from base 216 to 1391 and encodes 391 amino acids. Gene Ontology annotation, biological process: RNA methylation.
UGAAGCAAUCGGAGAGAUGAAGGGCCCAAAAGUAAUUAUUCCUCGAACCUAUUUUUACCCGCGUUACGAAUACAGGGGCAAAAGGGGUAGUUGGAUAAAAACCAACAAAAGGCGAGAGAGAGCUGUUAACGGCGUCCUCGCCGCCGCUGCAGCUGUCCACGACACGUGCUCUGAUCGGCACAGGUUUUCAUCUAUUUCGUGUCUGUGUCAGUUCCAUGGAGGUGGUGGCAGGCGCCUCUGAAUUGCUGCUGCCGGAAUCAUUUCUCGAAUUUCUCAAUCAAAACGACUUGGAUCCUUCAAUUUAUGCCGCCUCUCAGUCUACUCCUCGUUACAUUAGGUUAAAACCAGGAUGUAAACUCGAGUUGGCAGAAAUUGAAGAUGAACUUAAGUGUAAGCUUGAAGAGGUUUGUUGGCUGCCUGAUUUUUAUUAUCUUCCACCUGAUGUUCGAAUCGCGAGCACGAAGGCAUAUCAGGAAGGAAAGAUAUAUGGCAUAGAUGCAGCUUCAGGAGCUGCGGUUUUAGCUUUGGAUGUUUCACCGGGUGAUCACGUCCUUGACCUUUGUGCAGCUCCUGGUGCUAAGCUCUGUAUGAUACUGGACCUUCUUGGUUGUUCAGGUUCUGUGACUGGUGUUGAUGUUGCUAGGCAUCGGUUAGCAGCUUCAAGAACUAUGCUGCAGAAAUAUGCUGUUGGUGACCAAUGUCGUCUCUUUGUUGCUGAUGGAACAACAUUCUCCCUUACUCCACUGAGGGCUCAGUCAAAUUCUAAAUCAUGCAAUACUGAGGAGGAAGAAAAGAAUGAGAUAUACAACAAGUGGACUCCUCGGAGGCCAUGGAAAGAACGGAAGAGGAUAGCUAAAGCUUCUAAAACGUUUUCACAAAUUCAAGAACCAGACCUUAUAUUUUAUGGGAAACAUUCUGGGGUUGUUGGUUUGAGCAGACGCGAUGUGUACAGAAGAGUAAAUGACCAUGAAAUCUCGCAAUUUGGCUAUGACAAGGUCCUUGUGGAUGCAGAAUGCACUCAUGAUGGCUCGAUAAAACACAUUCAGAAAUUUGAACAAUGGGGUUGGACAACACUUCAACGCCGUGUACUGGAUGCUGAGAGGACAGAUGAUUUGACUGUUCUUCAGUUAAAAUUGCUAAUCAAUGGAUUUAGGUUGCUGAAAGUUGGAGGAUCUCUUGUGUACAGCACAUGCAGUUUGACCGUGGCUCAGAAUGAAGAUGUGGUAGAGCGAUUCCUCUCAGAAUAUGCAUCCGCUAAGUUGCUGGAGAUAGAUGCUGCAAAGAACUGGCCUUGUAGGCAAGCUAGAGUAGCAAAAACCUUACGAUUCGAUCCUGUGACGUCAUCAACCAGUGGACUUUUUGUUGCUAAGUUCACCAAGUUUAUGGCUUAGUCUUUCCUCAAAAAAUUAGCUUACCGCAUUUCUCCAGCUGAAGAUGCUCUUGAUGAGUCUGUCAAAGUAGGAUAGCACCAGUUUUCCCACCCAUUCUUUUUCUUCAUUUUAUGAAAAAUGAGAAAAAUAAAUUACACUUUUCUUCAUUUUGGGCAGUUUUCUGGAAAAAUAGAAUUUAACACCCUUGUACCUGUAAUUUAUUUUUAGAUGAGUUCUUAUAUUUUCAUUUGUUAAAUUUAAUUUUUCUUUUUUA